Molecule: messenger RNA, 678 nt
Organism: Peromyscus leucopus (white-footed mouse)
Lineage: Eukaryota; Metazoa; Chordata; Mammalia; Rodentia; Cricetidae
Product: translocator protein 2
Cellular component (GO): endoplasmic reticulum; membrane
Molecular function (GO): cholesterol binding
Source: RefSeq, a predicted model, not a curated record
GGCAGCCGGCCUGGGAGAUGUGUGUCUGAGAGGCCAGGCUGGUGGGUCCUUGGGAGUCAAGUCACAAGAAAUCCGGACACCCGUGUUUGCAGACCAGGCCUAUGGGAAUGGGGAGACGCGGACCGCAUCUCUGAGGUGCCAGGAGCAGAUUUUGCCUCUCUGCGGUGAAUGUUGCUUCAAGGGCCUGUCUUCGUGGGUGUGCCUCCUGGACCCAUCCUGAUUUGCAUGUUCACUCAUCAUCAGACAUCCGGUUGGUGUGAGGAUGAGAGGAAGCUGUCUUGGUGCCCACCCCACAAAGUCAUAUUGCUUGUGUGGGCAACCAUCUACUCUGUCAUGGGCUACGCCUCCUACCUGGUGAAGGACCUGGGCGGGGGCUUCCGGUGGCCCCUAGCACUGCCCCUUGGCCUCUACACUUUCCAGCUCACCCUCAGCUGGACUUUCUUGUUGCUCUUCUUGACAGCCGACAACCCUGGGCUGGUAAAGCCCCUCCUGGACCUGUUGCUGCUCUACGGGCUGGUGGCAAGCCUGUGCUUAAUCUGGCAGCCGAUCAACAAGCUGGCUGCUCUGCUCCUGCUGCCUUACCUGGCCUGGCUCACCGUGACCACCGCCAUCACCUACCGCCUGUAGGACAGCCUGUGUCCAGCGUACCGGCCUUAGCCGCCCGAGAAGGGCAACUGA